Molecule: messenger RNA, 1989 nt
Organism: Mangifera indica (mango)
Lineage: Eukaryota; Viridiplantae; Streptophyta; Magnoliopsida; Sapindales; Anacardiaceae
Product: protein HOTHEAD-like
Exons: 4
Coding region: 1-1734 (577 amino acids)
Molecular function (GO): flavin adenine dinucleotide binding; oxidoreductase activity, acting on CH-OH group of donors
Source: RefSeq, a predicted model, not a curated record
AUGGCUUUGCAAUGGUGGAGAUUUUUCCCAUUUUCUCUUGUUGCCAUUUUCAUCUUCCAUGGCUUCUGUCUCUCAGAGAAAGCUCCAUACUACACGUUUGUCAAAGAAGCAACUUCAGCUCCGCCGAUUUCAUAUUACGAUUACAUAAUCGUCGGUGGAGGAACCGCUGGCUGUCCCUUGGCUGCAACUCUCUCGGAGGAUGCGGUGGUUUUAGUCUUGGAAAGAGGCGGCUCACCGUACACAAAACCAAACGACAUAGGCAACUUCGCCACCACUCUGUCGGACACUUCCCCGACAUCGCCAGCCCAACAGUUUAUCUCCGAGGACGGCGUGUACAACGCCCGUGCCCGUGUUCUCGGCGGCGGGAGUGUUCUCAACGCCGGAUUCUACACGCGAGCUGGUGAAAAUUACACCAGAAAAGCCGGGUGGAGGGAAGAUUUGGUGAAGCGUUCUUAUGAAUGGGUGGAGAAGAAGGUGGCCUUUGAACCACCGAUGUUACAUUGGCAAUCCGCCGUGAGAGAUGGGUUGAUUGAAGUUGGAGUGUUGCCGUACAACGGCUUCACGUAUGAUCAUAUAUAUGGGACGAAGGUCGGUGGAACUAUUUUUGACAGCGAUGGCCAUCGACACACUGCCGCCGAUUUGCUAGAAUAUGCUGAUCCUCAGAAGAUUACGGUUUAUUUGCAUGCCACCGUGCAGAAAAUCUUGUUUACAACGAAAGGGAGACGACCGAGGCCAGAAGCUCAUUGUGUGGUAUUUCAAGAUGCGUCAGGAGGGACCCAUAAAGCCUGCUUAAUCAAAAGCUUCGGCAUGAGUGAGAUAAUUUUGUCGGCCGGUGCAAUCGGGAGUCCGCAGCUGCUGAUGCUGAGCGGCGUUGGACCUGCCAAGCAGCUUCGGCAGCACGGCAUCGACGUGGUGGUGGACCAACCGUUAGUGGGGCAAGGGAUGGCCGAUAAUCCGAUGAACGCCCUUUUCAUCCCUUCGCCACUGCCUGUUGAGGUCUCACUGAUUCAAGUCGUCGGCAUCACAAGGUUCGAUAGCUACAUCGAAACAGCCAGUGGUUUGAGCUUCGCUUACUCUUGGGCUCAAAGGCUUUCUGCAGACUAUGAAUUGUUCUCUAAUCAGAGUAGACGACAGCCGUCCCUGGUGACGCCAGAAGCAAUGGCGAGCGCUCUUGAAACCGUGCAAUCCUACAUGAAUGGAACAAUAAGAGCUGGAGUUAUCGUUGAGAAGAUAAUGGGUCCAAUCUCCACCGGUCAUCUUGAUCUCCGAUCCACUGAUGCCGACGAUAACCCUUCUGUAACUUUCAACUAUUUUCAGGAUCCUGAAGACUUAAAACGAUGCGUCCAGGGGAUGCAAAUCAUCAUCAAUGUCGUCAAUUCCAGAGCUCUGGCAAAGUUUCGUUACAGUGACAUGCCUAUUCAGGGCCUCUUAAACUUGAUAGUGAACGUCCCCACGAACCUGAGACCGAGGCACCUCAGCGCGGCAGUUUCCCUGGAACAGUUUUGCAGAGACACUGUGAUGACCAUUUGGCAUUACCAUGGCGGGUGUCAAGUUGGAAGAGUGGUUGAUGAUAAUUAUAAAGUUCUUGGCAUCGACGCUCUCAGGGUUGUUGAUGGCUCUACUUUUUUCAACUCUCCUGGAACCAAUCCUCAGGCUACUGUGAUGAUGCUUGGAAGGUACAUGGGAUUAAGGAUUUUGCAGGAGAGAAAGAGACUGCCCUCUGGGAAGAAGUAGAAGAUGAAGAUGAAGCUUUUUUGGGGGAAGAAGGAAGUUGAUUGAAUGUUACUGUGUGCAUUCAUUCAGGGUCUGCUUGAGUAAAAAUAUGUUAAAUAAUUUCCUUAGAACCUGAAAUUUUUAUUUACAGAUGCCUUUGAUUUCCCUUUUUCCGGGCCUUUUUGUCGCCUUUUAACAAAGAGAGUCAGCUCAGCAGUCAAAUUCUCUUUUUAAAGUGAAUUAAAGGGUGAUGAGAUGAUCAUCAUAAUUUCGACA